UCUGGGUGGUGAAGACAAAAUGAUUACUAUCAGCAAUCAGGAAGGGGAUACUAUAAGACAGACCUCAGUGAGCUCAGAUCCCAGUGAUUUACAGUUCUCAGUUAUGAAGACUGAUGGAAGAGUAUCAACCAAGGAAAGCACAGUAAGUGUAGUGGUUGGCAAGAAGACUCUCUUUCUUUUUGAUUUGAAUGAUCCUGAUAACCCAAUUGAUGUGACAUUUCAGCAGAUUUAUGGCAAUAUUGUAACCUACAGAUGGUAUGGUGAUGGCUACAUUAUGAUUGGUUUCUCACGCGGGUGUUUUGUAGUGAUUUCUACACACAGGAGUGAGAUAGGUCAAGAAAUCUUUCAAGCUCAUAAUCAUAAGAAUAAUCUAAGCAGCAUUGCUAUAUCACAGUCAUUAAACAAAGCUGCAUCAUGUGGAGACAAUUGCAUUAAAAUCCAUGAGUUGUCAGACUUGCAAGAAAUGUAUGCCAUAAUACACUUGGAUGAUGAAAGCAAAGGUAUGCUAACAAUUUCUUGGACAGAUGAUGGGCAGUUGUUGGCAGUGUCUACACGAAGAGGAUCCCUCCACGUUUUCUUGACAAAGCUCCCAAUCCUUGGAGAUACUUGCAGUACACGGAUUGCAUGCCUCACCUCUCUUCUGGAAGUUACUGUAGCAAAUCAUGUGGAGAGAGAGCUGCCAGUCAGAGUCUCUGUUGAAGUAGAGCCGAGUUUUGUUGCUAUUGGUGUUUAUCAUUUGGCUGUAGGAAUGAACAAUCGAGCUUGGUUUUAUGCACUUGGAGAGAAUAAUGUAAAAAAGCUUAAAGAUAUGGAGUACCUGGGCACAGUAGCAAGUAUGCACCUUAAUUCCGACUAUGCUGCUGCCCUCUUUGAGGGUAAAGUCCAGUUGCACAUGAUAGAAAGUGAAGGUUUGGAUGCUCAGGAAGAACGAGAAACUAGACUCUUCCCAUCAGAUGAUGAUAAAUACCGAAUUUUGUGCCAUGCUUUAACAAGUGACUUCCUCAUAUAUGGUACAGAUAUUGGAGUUAUUCAUUAUUUCUACAUUGAGGACUGGCAGUAUGUGAAUGAGUAUCGGCAUCCUGUCAGUGUGAGAAAAAUUUUUCCAGACCCCAAUGGAACCAGAUUGGCUUUCAUAGAUGACAAAAGUGAUGGCUUUGUCUAUUGUCCAAUAAAUGAUAAAUUGUAUGAGAUUCCAAACUUCUCACCAACUAUUAAAGGUAUCCUGUGGGAAAACUGGCCAAUGGAUAAAGGUGUUUUUGUUGCUUUUGAUGACGAUAAAGUGUACACUUAUGUUUUUCAUAACAAUACCAUUCAAGGAUCAAAGAUUAUUCUGGCAGGUGGUACGGAAGUCCCCUUUUCCCAUAAACCUUUGUUGUUAUAUAAUGGAGAAUUAACUUGUCAGACUCAGAGUGGGAAAACAAAUAAUAUCCAUCUAAGCACUCACCAUUUCCUUGGCAAUUUGAAAGACUUUGGACCUAAUGAGCUGGCACAAAUGCUUACUCAGACUUUAAUGUUGAAAAGGUUUUCUGAAGCAUGGGAGGUGUGCAGACUUCUGAACAGCCAGUCUGGUUGGAAUGAGCUGGCCAAAGCUUCCUUACAUCAUAUGGAGGUGGAUUUUGCCAUACGUGUUUAUCGGACAAUUGGGAAUGCUGGGAUGGUGACAUCACUAGAGCAAAUAAAGGGAAUAGAAGACCACAACCUUUUAGCAGGACAUCUUGCUAUGUUUACUAAUGAUUUUAAUCUGGCUCAGGAUUUAUAUCUGGCAUCCUCCUGUCCUGUUGCUGCACUUGAGAUGCGCAAAGACUUGCAGCACUGGGACAGUGCACUUCAGAUGGCAAAGCGUUUGGCCCCAGACCAGAUCCCUUUCAUAUCAAAGGAAUAUGCAAUGCAGCUUGAAUUCCUGGGUGAUUAUGUUAACGCUCUGGCACAUUAUGAGAAAGGAAUCACUGGAAACAAUGAGGAACAUGAUGAAGUUUGCCUUGCUGGAGUGGCUCGGAUGGCCAUUCGAAUGGGAGAUAUCCAUCGAGGGGUGAACCAGGCCAUUAAACAUCCCAGCAGAUUACUAAAAAGAGACUGUGGAGAUAUUUUGGAGACUAUGAAGCAAUUUCCAGAAGCUGCUCAGCUCUUUGAAAAUGGACAAUAUUAUGACAAGGCAGCAUCAGUAUACAUCCGAUGUAAAAACUGGGCAAAAGUUGGUGAACUUCUUACUCAUGUUUCAUCUCCAAAGAUUCACCUACAAUAUGCAAAAGCCAAAGAAGCAGAUGGCAGUUACAAGGAAGCUGUGAUAGCUUAUGAGCAAGCCAAACAAUGGGACAGUGUAAUUCGACUAUAUUUGGAUCACUUGAAUAAUCCUGAAAAGGCUGUUAAUGUUGUGAAAGAAACACAGUCUCUUGAUGGAGCAAAGAUGGUGGCCAGGUUCUUUCUGGAACUUGGUGACUAUGGCUCUGCCAUCCAGUUCCUGGUCAUGUCCAAGUGCAAUAAUGAAGCUUUCACAUUAGCACAACAGCACAACAAGAUGGAGAUUUAUGCUGAUAUCAUCAGUUCUGAAAGUACUACCAAUGAAGACUAUCAGAGCAUUGCACUGUAUUUUGAAGGUGAAAAGAAACAUUUUCAGGCUGGGAAAUUUUUCUUGCUCUGUGGUCAAUAUGGACGGGCAUUAAAGCACUUUAUGAAAAGUCCAGGCACGGAAGACAGCUUGGCUAUAGAAAUGGCAAUUGAAACAGUGGGACGGGCAAAAGAUGAAGCCCUAACAAAUCAGCUGAUAGACUAUCUUAUGGGAGAGAGUGAUGGCAUGCCCAAGGAUGCCAGGUACCUGUUCCGCCUGUACAUGGCCCUGAAGCAAUACAGAGAGGCUGCCAGGACUGCUGUGAUCAUUGCCAGGGAGGAGCAGCGCUCAGGAAAUUACCGAAAUGCACAUGAUGUUCUCUUCAGUAUGUAUUCAGAGUUAAAGGCACAGAAGAUAAAAAUUCCUUCAGAGAUGGCUACAAACCUUAUGAUUCUACACAGCUACAUUUUAGUGAAGACUCACGUGAAACGCGGAGACCACGUGAAGGGAGCACGGAUGCUCAUACGUGUAGCCAACAACAUCAGCAAAUUCCCAUCACACAUUGUGCCAAUUUUGACUUCAGCUGUAAUUGAGUGUCACAGAGCAGGACUGAAGAACUCAGCUUUCAGUUUUGCUGCUAUGUUGAUGAGACCUGAGUAUCGUAAUAAAAUAGAUCUUAAAUACAAGAAGAAAAUUGAAGCAAUGGUCAGACGUCCAGACACAACGGAGGCAGAGGAGCCAACAACAGCCUGUCCUUACUGUGCAUUCCAGCUCCCAGAGUGUGAACUUCUCUGUCCCAGCUGUAAAAACAAUCUCCCCUAUUGCAUUGCCACGGGUCGGCAUAUGGUUCAAGAUGACUGGACAGUCUGCCCACACUGUGACUUUCCUGCCCUCUAUUCAGAGUUCAAGAACAUAUUACAGACAGAAAACAUAUGUCCAAUGUGUUCUGAAAGGAUCAACAUUGUUCAGCUUAAAAAAAUAAAUGAUUGCACAGAAUACCUCAAACCAGAAGUUGGGGACCAAUAAGUUCAGAACUGCAUGUGUGGUCUGGGAAGCAGCAAAAAAAGCAUUCGCAUUACUCAUCUUUUCUCCACUAGGAUUUACCAACAACCACA
Calypte anna (Anna's hummingbird) is the source of this 3660-nucleotide messenger RNA. It is a transcript of the gene WDR19, whose product is annotated as WD repeat domain 19. Gene Ontology annotation, cellular component: intraciliary transport particle A; cilium. Gene Ontology annotation, molecular function: protein binding. The transcript is spliced from 32 exons. Lineage: Eukaryota; Metazoa; Chordata; Aves; Apodiformes; Trochilidae. The record is from RefSeq and is a predicted model, not a curated record. Gene Ontology annotation, biological process: cilium assembly; intraciliary retrograde transport. The coding region runs from base 20 to 3571 and encodes 1183 amino acids.